Molecule: messenger RNA, 1137 nt
Organism: Penicillium longicatenatum
Lineage: Eukaryota; Fungi; Ascomycota; Eurotiomycetes; Eurotiales; Aspergillaceae
Product: alpha/beta hydrolase
Exons: 2
Coding region: 1-1137 (378 amino acids)
Molecular function (GO): hydrolase activity
Source: RefSeq, a predicted model, not a curated record
AUGGAUUUUUCAGAAUUUGGAGUUUCUAGCAAGGAAUGGCUUGCCUUCAUUGCCGAAAAUCCAGCAGCAGCGCAAGAUGGGCUCAACGGCAACGAUCCUCUCCAAGCAUUAGAAUUACGAGAUGCCACCAAUGCCACUCGAGAGAUCGCGUCCGCAAAAUUGGUCGAUGAAUCUGGGCUCCGCGAAAAAGUUAAUAUAUCGACGCUAUACAUUAAUUCUCGCGGCAGUCAUUCAAUCCCGUUGCGCCGGUACAUGCCUCGCAGCCUGAAAAGAGAAAGUUCGCUGCCAGCGAUAAUCUACUUCCAUGGAGGAGGCUUUUUAUUUGGAUCGGAGUCAACGGAUGAUUUUCUUUGUGCUAACAUAGCGGCAUCUUUGGGGGUGAUAGUGCUGAGCGUUAUCUACCGACACACGCCAGAAUUUCAGCACCCCGCGCAGCAUGAAGAUGCGUGGGAUGCCAUGGUAUACAUUGAAGGGCAUAUGGAAGCUUUCAAUAUUGACGAGAAUGUUGGGUUGGGCGUUCUUGGUAUCUCAGCAGGCUCGGGUCUGGCAGCCGGUGUGGUGUUUCGGGAUCUUGAAGCCUCUAGAGCGCAGCCUGACCGUGAGCCGAUGAUCAAAUCGGCGGUGCUGGGCAUCCCAUGGCUGAUACAUGUAGACAACUAUCCGUUCCAUUUAUUUUCCUCACCAGAGAUUACAGCCAAGGUCCAGUGCCGUGAUGCGCCUGUCAUUCCGCGGGAUAGGCUCAAGAUGUUCAGUGAUAUUCUUUCGGCUAAGAAUCCAAGCGACGCGCUUUUGAACAUUGCAACUUUGCCCGACGAGCUUCUACGUGGGUGGCCAAGAACUGGAUUCUUCGUGGCCGGUAUGGAUCCACUCAGAGAUGAUGGGCUUCUAUUUGCCAAAAAGCUAGAGUUGUUACGCACCCCAACGGCCGUUCAUUUGUUCCCAGGCUUGCCACAUGGGUUCCGACGGUGGCCAGAUCUCCUAGCUUGCAAAGCAUUUGACUCACGCAUGAUGGAUUAUCUGCGGGGAGCAAUGGAGCUGGAAUCCGAGGCAGAGAUUGAUGGCCAUGGCCUGGGCAAUACUGUGGGCUGGCAUGUAUAUGAGGGACAAGAUGGAAUAAUUACAACGAAUAGAUUUUGA